Messenger RNA from Cydia fagiglandana, 2070 nucleotides. RefSeq lists its product as uncharacterized. Bases 19 to 2067 code for a protein of 682 amino acids. The transcript has a single exon. Lineage: Eukaryota; Metazoa; Arthropoda; Insecta; Lepidoptera; Tortricidae. The record is from RefSeq and is a predicted model, not a curated record.
AAACAAUAAGACUAGGCAAUGAAUGCAGAAGAAUAUGUCACUUAUGAACGCUUUUAUACACUUAAUAAACAAAGUACCAGUGAGUCGUGUGUGAUGGCAACUUCUCGCAGUAGUGUGUUUUACGAUUUGGACAGUGUCGCCAAGAGAAAUUCUUACAGCUACUCAGCCAUAGGUCUAUCGACGUUUAACAUAUUCAGGGCACUUAACAGUAAAGGCAACGAGUGGCCAAGAGCACCUGAGUCUGUACAUAUUGUUCAGGAAUGCACUACACACAUUAAAUCCAAUUUAAAUACAUGCGAUGAAAAAGAAGAAUAUUUAAAUACGGAAAAAAAUGAUUUUCUCCGAGAAUGUGGUCGGUCAUCAGGAAUAUGUUUGAAAGAUAGUAUUGAAGACACUGAAAGUAGUAGUGACCCGAAUGGUCCUCAAAUUACACAUUCUAUGGAUACUAAUACUAGAAUUAGAAAUCAUAUCACAUAUCAGACCGAGCAGCUCAAAGUAGAAGGUCAUAAAACAAGAAAAAAAGAUCACGAUAAACGCAUUAAAGAUUCAUAUCUUACAUCUCAUACAGCAACUAAGGUCAAAACAAGCGAGUCUGUAGUUGCAACAACUGCAACCUACAAAGAAAAAGUAAUAACAAACAUGUCGUCCAUGAAUAAAACUCAUUUGAAAAUGGAGGAAAAACUUACAUGCAUGAGCGGCGAUGGACUAGGCGAAAAAUAUACAGCUAACCUUUCAAAACAUGACCCGUCUUGUAUUAUAAUUUUGGAUGAAUACGAUAUUGCAAAAAUGAGUCAUAGUCAGAUAUCAGAUUCCCGCAAAAGUAGAGCCAGGCUCGUUAAUGUGGUAACAAAUAAAAUUAGAGUGAAACCAAAAAAAGUACGGGCUGUGAGGUGUCCUAACUGUCAUGGACAUAUAGAAUUGGCUGUCAGUAUAGAAGAUGAAGCGAGUACAAGAGUUCAAUCCAAAACGGAUCGUAAAUCGGAAACUGAGUUCACCUAUAUGGCGGCCUCAAAAGACACAUAUCAUCCAAUAAUUGAAAUUCCAAAAGAAUGUCCACAUGGAUGCGAGAUGGUACCACUUUGUCAAAUACUACCCAAAGUAAAUUUUGACGCGUCUAGUAUAAAGCAGAAUAUCCGCACGAAAACGACGACGCCUCGCUACAUUAAGAUGACUAAAGCCUGUAGACAUUAUCCUCCAUGCACUGCAAUCCCUUCAUGUCAAAGGAACAAUGUUAUAAAAGCCAAUUAUGAGUGCAUCCCACCUUGCAGCCAUAACCCUCGGUGUGUUAAUCUGCCCCUAUGCAUUUCAUUUUGUAAAAACAUGCAGUAUGACGAAACCAGAAAACAUUACGUAGAUAGAGAGGAAAUUUCAAAAAAUCGCUACAUUCCUGCAUUUCAAUAUUUGCCUGUAAGUCAAUAUAAACUACUACAGCCACAUAUUAUAUCCCAAAAACCUGCAUUUCAUCGUCAACCAUAUCACGUAGAUCAAACUCACUUAUCGUGUCAAGUUUCGCCAUUAAAUACAAAGCAACUUGGCAUUGCAACUAAAUCUUGUCAAUAUGAUUAUCCAAAGCAUGAGCCUAAUUAUGCGCCAAAAGUGGAUGCAACUAAUGCAAGCGUUAUAUAUAUUAGAGAUGUUGGAUGUCAAUUUAAAAACUCCUCCUUUACACCACCCCAUACGUCUUAUUACCAAACACGAGUUUGUUAUACAUCUAGCGCUUCCUUUGAUCCUGGGAGUAAACGUUUGGACAAUAUAUAUACCAAUCCCAAAGCUUUUACAUGCGAAACAUUGCCCAUUGAUGCGAAAUCGAAAGCAAAAUGCAAGUCAUCGACGAUUCUAUCAUCGUCUUCCUCUAGUGUCACAAUGACACGUGAUUUAUCUGUCAAGCCAUCCUCUAAGACCAACACUGCAGCAUUCUGCAUGUUGCGAAACGGCGAAGGGGGGUACGUGGUCCCAGUCAAGUCGAAAAGAAGUGCUCUCAAAGGUAAAUGUAAGAAUAAAUUUACUAUUCAGCGUCGGCAAAUAUCUAAAGUCUUGUCGAAUUUAUGGUGUAGAAAACAAGUGUAAUUU